This is a messenger RNA of Trichogramma pretiosum, 6290 nucleotides long. RefSeq lists its product as uncharacterized. The coding region runs from base 6 to 5147 and encodes 1713 amino acids. The record is from RefSeq and is a predicted model, not a curated record. NCBI's taxonomy places the organism in Eukaryota, Metazoa, Arthropoda, Insecta, Hymenoptera, Trichogrammatidae. The transcript is spliced from 12 exons.
CGGACAUGAGUACGUUCGCCCAGCGCACCGAGCACUUCCACGCGUCCAACGAGCCCACGAGAUGUCUAUUCCUGAAGGAAACGAGGCCGAAGGCCCUCAGCCAGAUUUACGAUGCCGCAGCGGCCGCAGCUGUGCGCAGCCUCGACUCGCUGAGACGCGACGUGCCGGAUUCCGCCAUGGAUCUGUUCGUCUGCACGCCGAUACUCUCGAAGCGAGCUGCCAAGCGAAGAGAUCAGAGCCUGGAUAUCGAGUCGAGAGUGCCGCGGGCGAUCGAAGAUCUACGUCGGUGGACGUCGGCCGAGGCACUGGGAGACGUGACGGUCGCACCGGAUUGCGCGUCACGCAUACUGGCCGACAGCGUCGACGACAGCCAGCCGGUCGACCACAAAUUGCCGAGUCCAGAGGAGCAAGUCCAGGCCGUCGCGCUCAAAUUCCCGGCCGAAGUCGUCGCGGUGGACGUGAGUGGACGUGGCUUCCGACGAAUGUCCAUGCACCGGAGGUCCCUGCACGCGGGUCUGCAGGAGCCGCAGCAGCAGGAGACCGUACGCAGACGCUCGAGAACGCGAAGGCCGCGGGGCAAACGGCGCAACACGAUCGCCGGCACCGAUCACAAGGAAAUACGACAGGCUGUUGUUGGAGAAAUUCCAGCGGACGAGUCGCAGGAUCAGCAGCAACAGCAGCAGUCGGCGCACGGGUCCGCGGGCGGCAAGAGCAAACGCGCCUACCGAUCGGCCAGUACAGAUCUGCUCGAGACCAAGAGCAAAGACACGCCGGCCGAGAAGAAGUCUCAUUUCAAUACCCUCAAGGCCUGGGGCCGCUCGAGAUUGAGACUCAUCAGUCCCAAAAGCGCACAAGCCAGUCAACAGCACAUGGACAAUCUGGAUGUUUCGUCGAUCUCUUUGACGCCGACGACGACAUCCUCGAGGCCUCUGUCGCCCGAAGACGAGAUCCUCGACGCCAACGACGCGGCCACCUACGUAAAGGCAACGAAUCGCCGAUCCUACCACGAGCGCAAGCCGUCCUCCUCCUCGUCCAGCGGCAACUCCAACGUCAGCACGCCUAAGCUCCAGCAGCAACAGCAGCUACAGAAACAGCUUCAGCAGCAGCAGCAGCAGCAGCAGCAACAACAACAACAACUGCAGCGCCAGUCGCUGGUGCCGAAGGUCCUGGUGAACGGCCAGACGCAGGAUCAGGAGAGCGGCUUCGUCAAGGAGACGGCCUCGGCCUCGUCGUCGACCUCGUCCAACGGCAACGGCAACGUGAAGCUGCGUGAGAGCGCGGCCGAGAGGCGCGAGCGCAGAAAGGCCAGCAGCAAGCCCGACGAGCCGCCGCACUCGAGCUCUGGCAAUUGGAGCGCCUCGUCCGAGAGCGGCAGAGCCAGUAUCGGUAGCGAGACCACAACGGCCACUACUCAUCAGCCGAGAUCGACGACCACAGCCUCGAUCGGCACAUCGUCGAACUCACUGUCGCACGCGCGUCGGCUGAAAAAUCGCGACAACUCGGCCUCCUCCUCGGUCACGUCCGAGGGCACCCUCACGCCGGACAUAAUCCAGGACAUCAACGUCGUGCCGUUCUCGGACGACGGCGAGACUUCCUCGGUCUACUCGUGCGACACCGAGGGCUACUACACGUCGUUCCACGUGGACUCGGGCCUGAAGACGCUGCGCGAGGAGGAGCCCGCCUCGACGGCCGCCUCGUCGAUCUCGGCCUCGCAGCAGCACCUGCUCCAACCGGUCCAGGCCCUCACCAAGACGAACGAGGUGCAGAGCGAGCCCGCGUCGCCCUGCGUCGAGAACGAGUACGAGCUGUUCGGGCGCGGAUCGACCAGUACGACGACGAGCUCGGCCGGCACGGUUUGCACGACUCUGUUGGCGCCACCGCCACCCGAGAGGAAGAGCAGUCUCACCGUCGUCGCCAUCGUGCACGGAGGCGCGAAGAAGAACGGCGGCGAGUCGCCGGACAGCGGACACAACACGUCCUCCUCGCCGGUGGAGUCGGCCUCUUCGCCGGCCUGCACCGGUCGAUCCUGCUCCGAGUUCGAGUACUCCGAGUCGUCGGACCUCGAGGGCUGCGAGCGCAUCGAGCGCAUACGCUCCAAGACGGCUUGCACGACCAGUCGUAUACCCUCGAUGUGCGUCAUCACGCCCCCAGGUUCGGACGACGAGCAGAGCCAUCGCGAGCAGCAAGAGCAGCAGCAGCAGCAACAGCAGCAGCAGUCGCGAUCGAAGAAGGACCGACCCAAGAGUAACGUACUCAUGUCCGCGACCGUAGGCAGCUCCAAGAUGGAGGUCAUCAAUGGCCAAGAUAAAAAUUUGUACGCCACGGUGCAGACGGUGCCGAUUCAAGUUAGAGAACAGCAGCCAGUCACCAGUCAAAGUACCUACGACAAAGUACCUCCAGCUCAAGCUCUGAAAACGAGUCCACUGAGUAGUGUGCUUGGUAAGCUCCGUACCGUCUUAUCGAGUCACAAACAACAGCAGCAGCAGCAAGUGAAGUCGAACGUCGACUUGGAAACGAACAAUCUGAACAACAAUCGGCCACCGUUGGGGGCCAACGACCCGGGCGACUACGUGACGAUCGCCGACGUGCGCAACAACAACGACAAGCGCACUUCGGCCGGGGCUGCCUCGAGUGCCACCUACGCCAACGCCGACCUCUUCAAGCGCGACGCCGAGUACGUGAGCCUGAGCGAGCUGCCGAGGAAGCAGGACUCGUCGCUCGAGAGGCGGCGACAGGGCGCCAGGGUGACCCUCGACUCCGAGGGCAAAGUCGUCUACUCGUCCGAUAGUCUGAAGCGCAGGAAAGCCGCGCACACAACCUUCAUUCCAGGACCAUUUGUUAAAGAAGGCUCAAGUUCGCCUGGUCAAUCGCCGAUUUUGCGCCGAGCUCAAGUCGUGCCCCGGGCAGUGAUUAGAACGGGUGACACAGUCGACGCAGCCUCGAUCAAGCCCACGAUCAUCGCCGAGACGCCCAAGUCGAGCAUCGCCGGCCAAGCUCAGCAGCAGUUGGGCAAGCUGAUAAUCCGCGCGGCCAAGUCGCCGGAGCGCAGCGUCAGUCCGGAUUACGUUCGAACGCCGACUACCGUGGUCGGACCCACGCCUACGUCGGCCACGACGACGACGACGGCUACGCCGCUGAGCAGCAUCGGCGCCGCGAGACUGGCUCGUCAGGGUGCCUACGUCAACGUCCAGGGCAGCGAAGAAAAACCUACGCUUGUCAGUCAAGUGGCCGAGCAAAGCAACGCCGCUACUGCUUGCCAACAUCAACAGCCGCCACCUUACAUCGGUCCUCCGCAGGUGACCUACGCCGACAAUCGCCUAACGCGUCCUCAACACCCAGUGCAAACUCAGCUUCCGUCGGCUACUCAACUGCAACAGAAACACCAACAACAAAUACAACCACACAACAUUCAUCCUUAUCAAUUGCAAGCGAAUCAUCUGGCUCAUCAACAUCCUCAUCAUCCUCAUCAUUUAGUCUACGAAUUCGAUCCUCAAUACCAAAGAUUAUACUCUAAUUACGCGGACAAUCAGCGAAUCCUCUGCCAGAAUCAGUUCUUCACUCUGCCAAAUCGAAAGUCCCAACGCGAAGUGAUCGAUCCCCCGCGCAGCAUAACUCCCGACAUCACCAGAGGAUUGGUAAAUAGCAAAGUAGCGGUGGGCUCUCUAAGCGCAGCACACAUGCUCGCCCGACAGGGUCAGAAAAAUAAUGUGUCGGAGAAAUUGCUGGCCCACCAUCAUCAAGGCCAGAUGUCGAUGUAUGCCCCAUGCCAGGCUGAGCAACAUCUGCAACAGCAGCAGCAACGAAGGAUGUCACCCGUGGACAUGAAAAACAGGUUCGCUUCUCCACACAGCUUAUCAGCCGUGGGUUAUCGUCUUUUUGCCUCGCCUGGCCUUCAACAGCAGCAGCAACAGCAAAUGCAGCAACAUCAACAGCAGUAUCAAGAAAAUCUGAAAAACGCGCCGUUUUCGCCAAUCGGACCGGAGCAUUCGAAUGGAAUUAGAACGUCGACACCAACAUUGAAAAAUAACUAUCGAGCAUUACCAAGCGUCGCCGAGAGGCUCGCGCUUCAAUCGCAACGUUGCGCCUCUCCCAAUCCAGCCCUUCUGAAUUAUUCGGACCGAUCGGACUCUGGCAGGAAUACACCGACGAGCUUGCUACUGUCGCCGAUCAAGAGCACCAUGUCAAACGAGGAACUGUUCGCAGUCAUACACAAGUCGAAAAAGAGACUGAACAUACGGGAGGACGGUGAGAGUCUCUCGCCGGCCAAUUCGAUCGGUUCGUUGAGCAAAGGACAACAAAUGAUCGGUACGAGACACAGUUGGAGUCCCGAAUCUCAGAAGACACCCGAGAUUCCAAAAACGAUCCUAGCUCCACUGGCAACGUCUCGCAUGGAUUUCAAACGUCUACUGCUCCAACAGAGCAUAAAGGUCGGACCCACUCGAAUAUCGGCGGCCGAACAGCUGAAGCUGUCGCGCCAACAACAGCUCCAGGAGCCAUCUCAACAGACGGCCUCACCGAUCAAGCACACGAAUCAACAGAUACCGUUGAACAAAGUCAUGAGUCCGCGAUCGGCCUGGAGAUUCCAGACGCCGCGCACGGAUGUGCUCUCGUCGACGAUUAUCGAGGACGCCGCCGCCGAGGAGAAGGCGAUGAAGCCCUCGCCCGAGACCCCCUAUCCCGUCACGAAAUUGCCACCGGUGUCCACGAAUUCGAGGCGGCAGCUCGACAUGGCCGAUGAAAAUAAAAAGGAAGAGCUGACGAACGUCCUGAAGGAGAGCAAAAAAGUCAUUAAUCAGCUGGCACCGUCGCGGCCCCUCAUGAAGAACGAGAAGGAACUGGAAAAUCGUUUGCAGGCCAUCGAUGACAAUCCAAUCAAGGCCAUUGAGAAUCGGCGUAUCAGCAAUCAAUUGGCCCGAGCACAAUUUUUAGCUGGUAACAGCGCGACGAGCGCAGCCGACAACAACCCAAAAGAUCUGUUCGGCGCGCGGUUCAGGGCGCGAUCGGAAUCGCCGCAGCAGAACGCUCACCAGCAUCGGGUACUUAAUUCGGGAUCGCCGAGCAGCCAAGCGCAGCAACAGGCGGCCUCGGCGGCCGACGCGAUCGUGUCGCGCAGCCCGAGCGCACCGGCCCUCGAAACAGCGCUCUAGAGAGCAAGCUGGGCAUAGGCCUUUUCGACGUCAAUUUUUUACUAGCUUUAACCGCUGCCUUGCAUAGCCCAUAGACGUAUUAGCCCUUCGGAAGGGAUUGUAAAAUAUAUAUAUAUAUUAUAUAGCAAACAACUUGUACAAUAACGAAUCGAUCUCGAUAGUUAUAUUCAUUUAUGUUCUCGAGAAAGUCGCCAAAAUAUCAUGCAACGUUCACAUGAUGAAUUUCGCCAAUCAGAUUGCGAAAUCGUUUCUUGACAUUUUGAGCCAGCGAAAUGUUAUUUUUUUUUUUUUUUUGUAUGUAAAUUUUUAGUCUAUAAUGUUUUCUCAUUUAUGUACAGUUUACAUAUGUAUAUGCAAAAUAUUACGAUUAAAUUAUUAUACUUUGUAUAAAAGCGUGAACAUUUUGUGUUGAGUUUGUUGGUUUGUGAACGGUAUAUAUUUUUGAAAGAAAAUAAUGUAAAUAUUUUUUAUGACUUUAUCACGCCGUUUACUCUGCGUACAUACUAUAUAGUUUACUCAACGAGCACCACGAUAUAAUUGUAUUUUUCUUUUCACAAAUUUGUAUAGCACGCGAUCGAACUAAUUCAACAGUACGUUGUACCUUGAUUUUAUCAACUGGAUAUAUUUGUAACAAAUUGUAUAUUUUUCGAUUUCGAAAAAUGUUCAACAAUGUAAAAUGUAAAUUAAAUUUACUACGCUUAUAAGUUUUCGCGCCUCUAACAUUACGAUAACGCAGCAAUUUUUUCAAAAAAUCAGUUAAAUCAUUCUUCCAAAUGACUGAAUUGCAUUUAACUUAUUGCAAAACGCAGUCUGAGCGAAAUAAAUUUCGUUCAUUUGUCUCGCGUUUUGAUUUAAUUUGUACGUUUUAUCGUUGAAAAAAAAAUACACAAAAGAAUUCAAGUGUCAGAGACUCGCAACAACGUAGAUCAAUAUCUACGACUUUGUAGAGACUCAAGGCAAUUGAACUUUGUCUUCUUUGUCAAAUUUAUACAUCAAGGAUAUAAUUAUAUAAUACCUUCAUCGUAACUGAUGGAAAAUUAACUUGAAGAAUCUCAAUCGCUUGCUACUAGUCUAGUCUGGGUAGAUUAUUUUCCUACUACAUGUAUGUUCUUACCUGAAAAAAAUAAAAUCAAUUAUUUAUAA